GCGGGAGCUGAAAGAAGAGAGGAAGACGGAGGAGCAGUGGAUUACUGGGAAUGGCUCAUCGUUAUUAUUAUUACUAUGUACGAGAGGCGGAGUGGGGGCCGUUCUCAUUAGGAAAUAAUGACACGAGAAGUCUUUGUGGGUCGCCUUUGCACCAUUCCAUCAUCAUCUCCUCCUCUACUAAAUCCCCUUCCCUUCACCUCUCCCUCCCAUCUCCCUCUCUCUAUUCCUCUUUCUCUGAAGCUUUCUUUUCCACAAAACUCUAAUGCUCUAGUUUUAUGUUGUUCUCUCUUUCACACCUGACCACCAGACCAGCUCAUGUCUUCUUCUUCUUCCUCUUGUAGCCGAUUUCGGUGCUCGUACAACUCUUCCAUCGAAGCAAAAUAGAAUGUUCAAAGCAUUUCUCUGUUCUCUCAUGAAAGACUUCGGAUCGUCUAUCGAAGCCGCCAAUGUCAGUAUCCCAUUGCUCUGUUUCUUCGCAUGCAAGUUACAUGCAGCUAAACAAGGCCAGAAAACAGCUAAUUUUACUUGUGUGCGGUGAAUGGUCUUCCCAUGCUUGAUGGUCCCUCUCUGUUCUUAGCUUCUUCUGUCCACCAAUUAGGAACUGCGGUGUCUGUAUCCAUCAGUUAGCUAGCUUUUUGGCCUCGAGCAUCAGAGUGGGACAAGGAGCGGAAGGAAAAUAAAAAAGAAAGUUUUUUGGCGUCAAUGGCGGAUCCUACGAACAAUUCUGUGCCGGAAAGCAGUGUCAGUUCAGUGUCCUCCCUCUCCUCGGCUUCCUCGUCUUCGUCCCUUACUCUUUCCCAAACUCUUCAAGAGCGGAAAAUGGGCACAUGUAACCUGACCGCGACGGCCUCGAGAAACGAGGAAAGUAGCGGCGGCGGCUCCGCAAAGCGGCUGCGGGACCAGAGCAAGCACCCCGUGUACCGCGGCGUCCGGAUGCGGAACUGGGGCAAGUGGGUCUCGGAGAUCCGAGAGCCGCGCAAGAAGUCACGCAUCUGGCUGGGGACGUUCACGACGCCGGAGAUGGCGGCGCGCGCCCACGACGUGGCUGCCCUCAGCAUCAAGGGCGCCGCCGCGGUGCUCAACUUCCCGGAGCUCGCCGGCUCCCUUCCCCGCCCGGCCACCCUCUCGCCCCGCGACGUCCAGGCCGCGGCAGCCAAGGCCGCCGCGAUGGACCCGGAAGCCCAGACGGAGCCCCCAGCGGCGGCCCCGGGGGACUCCGACGAGCUCGAGGAGAUCGUGGAGCUGCCGCGGCUGGACGACGUGUGCUGCUUCCUCGACUCGGACGAAACCCGGAGCGAGUUCCUGUUCGACGACCCAGUUGACUCGUGGGCGCACCCGUUGCCGUGGGUGGAGAGCGCGGAUCUGCUGUGGGCCGGGUCGGACGCAAUUUUUCCGACCAGCUUCGGAACUCUUCUCUAAGACUAGGAACGAAGUUCAAGGUUCUCUUCUUCUAAUCCAUAUUAAUCUCCCUCCUUUCUUUCUCAUGCCCUUCAAUUUUUCAUCAGGGCUCAAGGGCUUCCUUCUCUUCUCUAUUCUGGCUUGCACCCUUCCCUCCCUUCUUCUUCAGCGUGUGUGCUGUUUCUCGGGGUUGCCUCCCAUUGUACAUUGAAGUCGACAGAACAGAAUCCUCAUGACUCCAAAUCUCCCCAGUCAAUGUUGUACAGUUUUCUGGGGAAGUGCCGGAGAAGAAGAGCAUGAGUCUCUUGCAUGGUUUGUGUGCAUGUAAUAACUUUGUGCUAUCUAUGUCGUUGUGAUCA
This is a messenger RNA of Musa acuminata AAA Group (dessert banana), 1757 nucleotides long. RefSeq names its product ethylene-responsive transcription factor TINY. The coding region runs from base 703 to 1419 and encodes 238 amino acids. Lineage: Eukaryota; Viridiplantae; Streptophyta; Magnoliopsida; Zingiberales; Musaceae. Gene Ontology annotation, molecular function: DNA-binding transcription factor activity; DNA binding. Gene Ontology annotation, biological process: regulation of DNA-templated transcription. The record is from RefSeq and is a predicted model, not a curated record. The transcript is spliced from 2 exons.